Messenger RNA from Motacilla alba alba, 1686 nucleotides. It is a transcript of the gene CA8, whose product is annotated as carbonic anhydrase 8. The transcript has 9 exons. The coding region runs from base 323 to 1174 and encodes 283 amino acids. Gene Ontology annotation, molecular function: carbonate dehydratase activity; zinc ion binding. The record is from RefSeq and is a predicted model, not a curated record. Lineage: Eukaryota; Metazoa; Chordata; Aves; Passeriformes; Motacillidae.
ACACGCACCCACCCGGGCUAGGGAAGCAGCCUGCGGAGGACGGCGAGGAAGGCGCAGGAGGAGGCUCAGGAGCGCCGUCCCGCCGGGAACGCCCGCCGCCACCUCUCCCCUCGCUCCCGUGCCGCGUCGCGCCGCUGGGACAGCGAGCGGCUCCCGCUGUUGCCCGGCGGCCGCCCCCGGCCCUGCCCCUGCCCCGGCGCUCGCCGCCACCCGCGGGCGGGGGCGGAGGGCGGGGGGAGGUCCCGGCGCGGAGCCGAGCGCCGCCAGCCCGGCUGGCCCCGCACACGCUCGCACUCCGCACAGCCCGCCCGGCCGCCCGCCCAUGGCUGACAGGAGCCUGAUCGAGGGCGCCGAGCCCCUGCCGCGCCGGGAGGAGCCUCCGGAGUGGGGCUACGAGGAAGGAGUGGAGUGGGGGCUGAUUUUCCCCGAUGCUAACGGGGAGUACCAGUCGCCCAUUAACUUGAACUCAAGAGAAGCUAAAUAUGACCCCUCGCUCCUGGAAGUGCGUUUGUCACCGAACUACGUGGUGUGUCGUGACUGCGAAGUGAUCAACGACGGGCAUUCGAUUCAGAUUGCCCUGAAGUCAAAAUCAGUGUUAAUAGGGGGGCCGUUACCUCGGGGACACGAGUUUGAACUGCACGAUGUUCGAUUUCACUGGGGGAGAGAAAACCAGCGUGGUUCUGAACACACAGUUAAUUUUAAGGCCUUUCCCAUGGAGCUUCAUCUAAUGCACUGGAACUCCACACUGUACAGCAGCAUUGAUGAGGCAGUAGGGAAGAAGCACGGCAUAGCUAUUAUUGCUUUGUUUGUGCAGAUAGGAAAAGAGCAUGUGGGCCUAAAGGCUGUAACUGAAAUUCUUCAGGACAUCCAGUACAAGGGAAAGUCCAAAACAAUACCCUGUUUUAAUCCCAACUCUUUAUUGCCAGAUCCUCUUCUGCGUGACUACUGGGUGUAUGAGGGCUCUCUGACCAUCCCACCCUGCAGUGAAGGUGUCACCUGGAUAUUAUUUCGCUAUCCUUUGACCGUGUCCCAAGUGCAGAUAGAGGAAUUUCGAAGACUGAGGACUCAUGUUAAAGGUGCUGAACUUUUAGAGGGCUCUGAUGGAAUCCUAGGAGAUAACUUCAGACCAACUCAGCCACUUAGUGAUAGAGUCAUCAGGGCUGCAUUUCAGUAGCAGAGGAGGAAGAACAAUGAUGAAUCUUCAGUCAGAGAGGGGGAAGACAAUGCUCCCACAGUGCCCACAGAUGAGAAAUGGAAACUUUUGAGACUGCUGCUUCAGUUGAACCACAAAGCCUGUAUUGUUUGUCUUCAUCUAAUUCAGCCUUGAUAGACAGCUGUGACAGUUGGUCUGUCCACAUGGUCCAGUGAAAUUCUGGGAAUGAGCUGUACAUUAAAAGAAGAAAACAUAUUAAAUCUUCCAAUUCACACUGUUAACUAUUUUUUAAUUGUUGUUAUCGUUGCUUUUAAAGCUACUUUGGCAUGGCAUUCAAUAGUCAUUUGUGAUCCAAAUAGUACUGAUUUUAAGCUUGGUAUGAAUGCUAAUAUGUAGAAAUACCCAUUAUUGUUUUGAAUGUUAGAUUUGCGUUUAUUCCAUAUCAUCUCUUGUGCUGUCAGUAACCAUAAUUUCUGUAGAGGGGAGAUGCAUUCUACAAAGGUAAUAAAAACAUUGUUUGUUCACGAAGAGUA